Molecule: messenger RNA, 1376 nt
Organism: Myotis myotis
Lineage: Eukaryota; Metazoa; Chordata; Mammalia; Chiroptera; Vespertilionidae
Gene: FAM169B
Product: family with sequence similarity 169 member B
Exons: 7
Coding region: 45-899 (284 amino acids)
Source: RefSeq, a predicted model, not a curated record
CAGAGCGGGUGAAGUCGGGCGCAUCACCCACAGGGAGCAGGAGCAUGGAGGCGGGGGCGGCCUGGGGAGCCACAGGCGUUUACCCUGUGGAUGCUUUGGAGGAUGACCCUGAAGGCCAUCGGGAAGCGGCUCUGGCUUACUAUGCCGCGCUGAGGGGAGGGGCGCGGCCUGGGGCCGACGUCUUCUCUCUGCCCACCGGGGAGCAGGUUAAACUUGAAGCUUCGUCCGUUUGCUUCUGCACGGUGCACCGGGACGAGCCUCAACACCAACUCUUGGUCUUGGUCAAUCCCCAGGACACAAAGUCAGUCGUGGCUGUUUACCUAAAGGACUCCUGGUGGGCCACCGAAGACGUCCUGAGGACCUCCAACCCUGCAAGAGAAGGCCUGAUGAAGGUCCAGUCAUUCGGGGAGAGGAUUGUGCUCUUCGUCCUCAACGUCGUUAUCUUUGGGCGGCUGGAGAGGAGCUUGGAUGACGACGCCAUGUUCUUUUUGCCUCACUCUGGGAAAGAGCAGGCUAAAAUCUUGUGGCGGGACGGAGCCGCGGUCGGAUUUUACACAACCAAAGCGAAAGGCAGCCUGUGCGGCGAUGGCACCGGCUCGUGCUACCUGCUGCCCGUCCUGGACACCGUGUUUGUCCGGAGGCGACACCGUGGCCAGGGCCUGGGCGUGGCCAUGCUGCGGGACUUCUGCGAGACGUUCCCAGACGACGAGGCCCUAGGGGUCAGUUGGCCGAUUUCUCCCGCCAUGUACCAAGUCUGUAGGAAGUUCCUGCUGGCCCACCCGGAGGAGCAGGCGCGCCUGUGGGAGGUGGAGCCCCCGGGAGCCUGGGGCCAGCGAGGCAGCAUCUGGCUGAAGGUUCAGCUCCAACAGGCGGGGCUCCCGGCCCCAGAGUCGGCGUGAAGCGUGCACUUGGAUCUCCUCAUCCUCACGUCACUGCCGCAGCACAGAUCCCUUUACACAGAUGGAGUCAGGCCCGCGGGGGACGCAGCAUCUCGUCCUCCCUCCACCUUCCCUUCCUGAGCGAACCACAGCGGCCAGCCCCCUGCCCAAGAAGAGCGGGCACCCUGCUCAGCUGGCUCCGAAGCUCCUGUGACCAAGGGCCCCUUUGAGCAAUUGAGCGGAUCAGUGCAACCAGGAAGAAGGUGGAUUUCCUUGUCCAGCAGGAGAUCAAUUGGAAACAUUAUUUCAAAAGACACACAGGGUUUCCUGUGAAGAGCUGGCCCUUGUCCUUGGGGAGAAGAAGAAAAAGGGGUUGGCUCCGCCGGCGCAGCUCACUGGUUGAGCUUCGACCUAUGAACCAGAGGGUCACGGUUCGAUUCUGGUUAAGGCACAUGCCCAGGUUGUGGGCUCCAUCCCCAGUAGGGGGCGUGCAGGAGG